UUAUUUACUCAAUGAUUAAUGAUUGUAGGGCAGGCUAUCCACCUUCCUAAUUCCCGUCUACAAUGUUGAAACCAUUCUGACUGGACGAUACAAAACAGGAGCUGGUAUAAUUUACAGCAUCAUUUGAGACUAUUAUAAAACCAGGUGCCUUAGUGAUGAAGAGCUGGUUUCUCUUUCCUCUCCUGUUUCUGGCAUGUUGUUGCCAUGGCACCUUCUCUUGCCCAGCCCUUUGCAGAUGCUACAUAUCCCCAAGAAAAACAGAGGUGGUCUGUAAUGAAGUCCCCCUCACCCAGUUCCCCUCCUACGGUCUUCCAAGCAACACAACCUCCCUCACCAUCCAGUUCACCAACAUCAGCUCCAUCUCAGAACAGCACCUGAGAGCUACACCCCUUCUACAGGAGCUCUACCUGUACAACAACAACCUGAGCACCCUUCCAUCAGAUCUCUUCAGGGGUGUCCCUCACCUGUUCUCGGUGGCUCUCUCGGGUAACGCAUUGGAUCAGCUUCCCGCCAAUGUCUUCAGCCACGCUCCACUGCGUGACCUGGUGCUGAAGAACAACCUGAUCAGCAGUGCGGAUGCUAAUUGGCUCCCUGACAACAGUAACCUCACCUGGCUGGACCUGUCAGGGAACCGUUUGACGGCCGUACCCACAGCCCUGUUCCAGAAACUACGCCACCUGAAGAACCUUGACCUCUCACAUAACCGCCUGGAGAAGCUCCCGCCAAAUUUGUUACACCCUCUGACCAAACUGGAGAGGCUGACGCUGGAGGGGAACAAACUCAGCACCCUGGACGUGUCUACCUUCAGUAACAACCUCAACCUGACACACCUGUUUCUUCUGGAGAACCGGCUUGGACAACUGCCACCAACCCUGUUCCAUGGCCUCCCAAACCUGGCUCACCUGAGUCUGGAUGAUAACCUGCUGAGCCACAUCCCUCCUGGUCUGCUGGACCAACUUCACUCCAUUGAUGAGCAGGGGUUGGACCUCACGGUGAACCCCUGGGUGUGCGAUGGCAAGGUGGAGUACCUGUGGAGGUGGCUGCAGAAGAACCAGAAGAAAGCUUUCCUGGCCGAUGACAUCAGGUGUGCCAGCCCUGAGUCUCUGAAGGAACGAUCAGUUAUGUCACUAACUGACAGUGAGCUAGGACUCUGAUCCAUCAAACCUUUUUCACUCAGAUUAUAAAUUAUCACUUUAACCUAUCUCAAACUGUGGUCUAUUGAACUCCUAUCUCAAAUGAAUCUAAGGUAAUGUUGGUCUAUUGCAUAUUGUGUAUUUUCAUCAUAAUUAUGCACACAUCCACUUAAAUAAAAAAGUGACCUGAAUUGGAAUUUUAAAUUACUUAUCUUGGUGUCCUAGCACCUUAGUCUGUUAGAAAGGGGUAUAAAUACCCCACCAACUGGCCCCACGUCUUGACUGAAUAAUAUGCCUAUUAAAUAAUGAUGUAUUAAGUAAAAUUGUUGUAAAAGUAGUCAGAUGUUAAAGGCUUAAUUAAACACGUACUGAUAAUAAUCUCUGAACAUAACUGAAGGAAAUGCAAACAACAGGCCACCGCAGUCUCUUUGUUCACAUCAACAAUUUAUAUUUGACCUGUAAAAAAAUUACCAAAUUGUCAUGCCCUGACCUUAGAGCCUUUUUUAUUCUCUAUUUGGUUAGGUCAGGGUGUGACUUGGAUGGGCAAAUCCAUGUUUCUAUUUCUUUGUUGGCCUAGUUUGGUUCCCAAUCACAGGCAGCUGUUUAUCGUUGACUCUGAUUAGGGAUCAUACUUAGGCAGACCUUUUUCCCACCUUCAGUUGCGGGAUCUUGAUAUGGUUAGUUCCUGUAUAGCCUGCAGAACUUUACGGUCGGUUUGUAUUUUUUAUUUUUUUUUGGUGUUCAUUUGAAAUAAAAUGUUCGCCUACCACGCG
Oncorhynchus masou masou (cherry salmon) is the source of this 1906-nucleotide messenger RNA. Its product is annotated as leucine-rich alpha-2-glycoprotein-like. The transcript has 2 exons. The record is from RefSeq and is a predicted model, not a curated record. Bases 156 to 1154 code for a protein of 332 amino acids. NCBI's taxonomy places the organism in Eukaryota, Metazoa, Chordata, Actinopteri, Salmoniformes, Salmonidae. Gene Ontology annotation, cellular component: plasma membrane. Gene Ontology annotation, molecular function: protein binding.